ACACUACUGGAAAACAUUCGGUCAUAGCGUAGUACGUGGUUUCACGUUCUAUCGUACGCGGUCGUGUGUACUCUCUGGUAUCGACAUUCGAUAAGUACAUCGCGAGGAAACCUCCAGCACCUCUUUGUAAGUAAAAUGCCUGUAAAAAUAUCAUGGCCAGUUGUAAUAGGUGUUAUCCAUCCAAAUAUCGGCGGUUGGGCUAGCGGAUACAUCACCAGGAAAAAUAUUCAACCUUGGUACGAGACUUUAAAAAGGCCUACUUGGACACCACCAAAAUGGAUGUUUGCUCCAGUUUGGACAACUCUAUACUGUACAAUGGGGUACUCUUCGUAUUUAGUAUGGAGAGAUGGUGGUGGAUUCAAAGAGGCUGCAAUACCACUUUCCAUUUAUGGAACUAAUUUAAUACUAAAUUGGGCAUGGCCACCUAUAUUCUUUGGAUCACACAACUUGAAAUUGGCUUUGUAUGAAAUCGCAGUAUUAUGGGGAAGCACUGCAGCAAUGGGUAUUGCAUUUUACAGAGUAAAUCCAAUUGCUGGCUAUUUAGUCAUUCCAUAUUUAGCAUGGACUUCUCUAGCUACAGCAUUAAACUAUGUAAUUUACCGAGAUAAUAAGCCGGAUGUAAAAGCAAUUACAGAUGAAAAAAAGGAUUAACACUUACUAACGUUAGCAUAGAAUGUCACCUAAUGAAAUAGUGCUUCAUACUUUACUUGCUUCUUUUACACUUGUAUCACUGUUAUUGAAUAAGAAACGUGCCUUGCAUUGAACGCACAAUGCUGUUAGUAUACAUGUUUUUAUUAUUUGAUAUGAAAUAAAGGUUAGUUAAUCAACCAUA
Molecule: messenger RNA, 832 nt
Organism: Hylaeus volcanicus
Lineage: Eukaryota; Metazoa; Arthropoda; Insecta; Hymenoptera; Colletidae
Gene: Tspo
Product: translocator protein
Exons: 3
Coding region: 136-651 (171 amino acids)
Cellular component (GO): mitochondrial outer membrane
Source: RefSeq, a predicted model, not a curated record